AUGAAUCCCCCGGUAAUCGACUUCAGCGCUUUCGCUCCUGGUCAUUCACGACCUGGAGGUCUAGAAGCAGCAGCUGACCGAGCCCGAGCCCGAGCACAGAUGGACCGACAAGCUCUGGACUGGGAAUCCAACGACGGCUUUGAUGAGACUACAUCGAUUGAGAACCAAGUCACCGAACACGAAUCCGAUGAGGCACUCGCUCCGAAGUCGACCAACGUGAAAGAAGCGGAGACAUCGCAGACAAAACCUGAUUUGAUUAAAUCCGAGAAGCCUGGCUUUUGGAAUGCGGUGAAACGAAGGAUGAGUCGGAGUGACCACAAGUCAUGA
Molecule: messenger RNA, 327 nt
Organism: Penicillium antarcticum
Lineage: Eukaryota; Fungi; Ascomycota; Eurotiomycetes; Eurotiales; Aspergillaceae
Exons: 1
Coding region: 1-327 (108 amino acids)
Source: RefSeq, a predicted model, not a curated record